AUGGCCUCCUCCUCCUCCUUCUCCCCCGACGACCAGACCGACGCCGACUUCUUCGACAAGCUCGUCGACGACGAUGACCCCGCCCCGCCGCCCGCCACCGACUUGCCUCGGACCGUCUCCGCCACCAGCCUCGCCGACGACCCACCCGUCCCGGAGCCGGCGCCGGCGCCUCCCGAGGGGUCAGGCAAGGGUGGCGCCGGCGUCCACACCGCGGUCAAGCAGGUGCAGUGGGCCUCCUUCGGAGGUGGCGCGGACGACGGUCCUGAUCCGUUCGCUGAUCUCUCGGGAGGCGCCGGCGACGACGACGGCUUCCUCGGGAGCACGGCCGGGACCCAGACGGCAUCGGAUCACGCCUUCUUCGGCGGGAGCCAGAGCUUGGCCGCUGAGGUGACGGAUCAGGACUUCUUCGCUGGGACCAGCUCCUCCUCCGAUCAGCAGAAUGUCAAUGGUCAGUACGACCAGGGAGGCGGCACCAGCACUGCAGUGGAUUCAGCAGAUCCCAAGUCUUGGGAGGCCAUGUACCCUGGGUGGAAGUACGACGAGGCAUCACAGCAAUGGUGCUGGACAAUAGCACUCAGAAUGCAGCAGCAGCAGCAGCAGCAGCAGCAGCUCGAUGCAUCAUACCUGCACAAUUCAGCGCAUGCGGGGCUUGAGACAAUUGCCGAGGAGGGCACUACCGCAGCUGGUGCUGUCUCAAGUUGGGGGCAAGGGGCUGCCUCGGAGUACCCACCCAACAUGCUCUUCUAUGCAGAAUACCCUGGUUGGUACUUUGACACCAACACUCAGCAGUGGCACUCCCUUGAGUCGUACCAGCAGGCCGCCAUGCAGGCUGGAACAGCUAGCACGGGUCAGACUGUUGUUGCAAACGAUGGUGUUGUUGCGACUUCCUCCUCUCUGACAGGCUAUAAUGCCGGGCAAACUGAGGACCUUGCUGCGCACAAUCAGGUGACCCAACACAGCUCAUUUUCGAAUAGUUUCACUCAGCAGAACCAAUGGCAGACUACGGAUGCAUUUGGUAACAAUGUACGGCCUGAAAGUGCUACAGAUAACAGCCUGGCUAGUAGUUUCUAUGGUUUUGAACAGCACAGGAAUGAUGAGACUACCAGUUCCUCUACGAGCCAACAGGCUGGUUUUAACACAGCUGAAACUGUUACAGACCACUAUGGUGGACGCGAGGGCUUUGAAUCAUCAAGUAUUCAGAAUGGUUAUAGCUCCUCUGGCAGUCAACAAUCCAGUUACAAGGCAUUCGAACCUUCCACGGGUUAUCAGGCUGGUUACAAAGCGUUUCAACCUGCUGCAGGUCACCACACCAGUACCAACAUGUUUGAACAGUCCACAGAAGGUUACAAGGCGUUUGAACCUGCCAUGGAUAACCAGAGUGGCUACAAGGCAUUUGAACCUUCUAUGGGCCACCAUAGUGCUUCCCAGGGAUUCAUGCCUUCCACGGGCCACCAGACUGAUUUCAAGGGGUCCGGAGCUUCCACAGUUCACCAGGCAGGUUACAAAGAAUUUGAAACUUCUACAGGUUACAAUACAAGUUUCAAGGCAUUUGAACCCUCUUCUCAACAUGCUGGUUUCAUGGGUUCCCAACCUUCUUCAGGACACCAACCUAACUACAUGGGAUUUGACACUUCUGCAAACCACCAUGGUUAUGGUGAUGCCAAUGGUGUUGUGAGUACUCAAGGCUUUGUCCCAAUGCAAACCACAUACCAGGGCCAGAAACAAGCAAUUGCAAACUCGCAAGGGCACCUGUCAAAUAGCUAUUUGGGUACUGACAACUCCAUGAACUUUAAUCAGCAACAAUUUCUGGGUGCAAAUGCCUCAAACUUGCAAUUUGGUCACUCCCCACAUGAAGGCAGGUCAUCGGCUGGACGACCACCACAUGCCCUCGUUGCUUUUGGGUUUGGAGGGAAGCUCAUAGUUAUGAAAGAAACUAGCUCCAUGCCUGCAGGCUUUAACACUGGAAAUCAGGGUAACCCUAGUAGCACAGUGUCAGUUCUUAAUCUGUCGGAGGUGGUCAUUGAUAAAGUUGAUCCUUCAAGCAUCACUAACGGUAGUGCACUUAGCUAUUUCCAUGCUCUAUGCCGUCAACCUGUUCCUGGUCCUCUGGUUGGUGGAAGUGCUGCAUCAAAGGAUGUAAAUAAGUGGCUUGAUGAAAUGAUUGCAUGGUACGGGUCUUCCUCUAGUGAAUUCCAGAGAGGUGAUUCUCGCAAGUUGCUUAUUUCAUUGCUGAAGAUACUGUCUCAGCACUAUGGAAAACUCCGUUCACCUUUUGCGUCUGACCCAUCGCAAGAGGAGACAGAUGGUCCAGAAAUGGCAGUAACUAAGCUAUUUUCAUCGUGUAAGAGAAGCACUGUUCAUAUGGGAGAUUAUGGAUCCAUUAUUCCCUGCAUGAAAAAUAUUGCUUCAGAAAGUCAGAUGCAGGCUGUUGCACAAGAGGUCCAAAGUCUUCUAGUUUCUGGGAGAAGAAAAGAGGCCCUUCAGUGUGCCCAGGGAGGUCAACUUUGGGGACCUGCAAUCAUACUGGCAUUGCAGCUUGGUGAUCAGUUUUAUGUGGAUACAGUGAAGAAAAUGGCUCAUUUCCAUUUUGUAUCUGGGUCCCCUCUGCGAACGCUAUGCCUUCUCAUUGCUGGACAACCUGCAGAUGUUUUUAAUGUAGAGAACAAUGUCAACAGUGACUAUGGUACAUCCCAUCAACCUAUGGAGCCUGGUCCUAAUGGUAUGUUGGAUGAUUGGGAGGAUAAUUUGGCUAUUAUUACUGCAAACAGAACGAAAGGUGACGAUCUAGUAAUCACCCAUCUUGGUGAUUGCCUCUGGAAAGAAAAAAAUGAGGUUGCAGCUGCCCAUUCAUGCUAUUUAGUUGCUGAACUAAAUAUUGAUUCAUACUCGGAAAGUGCAAGGUUAUGCCUCAUUGGCGCAGACCACUUGAAGUGUCCUCGAACAUUUGCCAGCCCUGAAGCCAUUCAGAGGACAGAGGUUUAUGAAUACGCGAAGGUGCUUGGUAAUUCUCAGUAUAUUCUACUACCCUUUCAGCCGUAUAAGCUGAUAUAUGCAUACAUGCUUGUGGAAGUGGGGAAGGUUUCUGAUUCUUUGAGGUAUUGCCAAGCGUCUAUGAAGGUACUGAAAGCCUCUGGCCGUGCCCCUGAAUUGGAGGUGUGGAAACAAUUAUUUUCUUCACUGGAGGAGAGGAUACGCACUCACCAGCAGGGUGGAUAUGGCACAAAUCUUGCCCCAACAAAACUAGUUGGGAAGAUUUUCACCUCGCUUGAUAAAUCUAUAUCCCGCAUGAUGGGUACACCAUCUGCACCACUUCCACCAUUGCCACAUGGAUCUGUUAGUGGUAGAGAGAGCCACUCUAUGCCUGCAGCAGCAAAAUUUGUAAAUAGCCAAUCAGUAAUGGCCAUGUCAUCGUUAAUGCAAUCUGCUUCAAUGCAGUCAAUGACUGAGAUAGCAGAGAAUAGUGGUGGCACUGGCAGGACAAUUGCACACAACAGAAGUGUUUCUGAGCCGGACUUCGGUAGAACAUCAAAACAGGGUGCUGGAUCAGAUGGCACACAGAGCAGUGCAUCAGGAUCCGGCAGUUCUCGAUUUGGUUGGCUAGUGCAGAAGACUAUGGGUUUAGUGUCAAAAUCCCACUGCCAGGCAAAAUUAGGGGAUCAGAACAAAUUUUACUAUGAUGCAAAGUUGAAGCGGUGGGUGGAAGAAGGUGCUGCGGUUCCUGCCGAGGAGCCUCCUCUUCCUCCACCUCCAACAAAACCAUCUUUCCAGAAUGGUAUGCCAGACCAUAAGUUGAAUGGCCCCAUGAGCGUAAGCCAUGCUCCCAAUGGAGUCACAGAAUGGAAAUCCUCAAAUUCUUCGGAGCAAGGAGGUCUGGGUAUGCCGCCAAUUCCACCUAGCCAAAACCAGUUUUCUGCUCGUGGACGGAUGGGUGUCCGGUCCAGAUAUGUUGACACAUUCAAUAAAUCGGGUGUGUCUGGGGCAGUGCCAUCGUAUAACAAACCAGCUGCUCCAUCUGUGACACCGCCAGCUGGUGCCAAGUUCUUCAUGCCGACUGCAGCACCUGCUGCUGCAGAUCAGAUGAUGCCACACCAAACAGCAGAGAUACACAGUGAAACAAUCCAUCAGGAUGAGCGGUCAGCCUCACCACCAGCAGAAACAUCAUUUUCUUCAACCCCACCACCCACGCAAUUUUCAUCACCCCCACCACACACGCAAUUUUCAUCACCAAUGCAAUCAACAAUUCACCGGCAAUCUAGUAUGGACAACAUCUCCACCCCUUACCAGGGUUCUGGGGUAUCAUCAUUAAGCAACAACAGCUCAUUCUCGAAAUCACGAGCCGCAUCCUGGAGUGGGACAUACUCUGAUCAGUUUAGUGCUUUUGCGGGCACUAGAUCACCUGAUGUACAGACCAUGCCUUCACCACUCAUGCCUGGCAAACCAUCACACAGUCGUUCCAACAGCAACUCAUCAGUGCAGCUCAAUGGAUUGACAGAGGAUCUUCAUGAGAAACCCCGAGCUGGUGACAGAAAAGAAGCUGCCCUUCAAAUGCUGAUCGUGGGGAUGCCGCAUUUGGAAUGGACUUGUGCAACUUUGCACGACAUUCUGGGGCACGCUCUAAACCACGGAGCGGCGGCGGCGAAGGUCUCCAAAAAUCUCGACAGCAAGGCAGCGGCGGCGGACAAGGUGGCGAGGAAGACCAAGAUGGUGAUGGUGAGGAAAACCAUCGUCGACGACCUGCUGUUAAACCCCCUGGGCGACUCCCUGGCUUCUUCUGCCGCUGAGUUGGGGUGGGAUACUGAGGUCUUUGCCAAGGUGGAUGCGCUCUUUGAGAAGGAGCACGACUUCGACAUGAGCAUCAUUAGGCAGUGCCAGAAGGGGUAUAAGGUGGUGUAUUAUUUGGGGUUUGAGAUGGUGGAGGUGGAGGUGGAUGAUGACGACGACGACGAGUAA
Messenger RNA from Miscanthus lutarioriparius, 4950 nucleotides. The record is from the annotation of a GenBank genome assembly. Lineage: Eukaryota; Viridiplantae; Streptophyta; Magnoliopsida; Poales; Poaceae.